Messenger RNA from Cicer arietinum (chickpea), 2220 nucleotides. The record is from RefSeq and is a predicted model, not a curated record. Lineage: Eukaryota; Viridiplantae; Streptophyta; Magnoliopsida; Fabales; Fabaceae.
ACGUCAGGGGUAAAGGGGAUGUGUUGUGUUGUGUCGCGUGAUAAUGCAUUUCCCUUCUGCUUCUCAUCCACGUAACCAUUUCAGUUACCAUCCCAAACAAGCCUUCACGAGAAACCCUCCACCAUCAACGGCUCUCCUGCAUUGCUUUCUCUCAUCAACGGCUUAUAAAAGAGGGACCCACAACGAGUACGAGAAUAGGGUGCUAGUCGAGCUGGGCCCACUUCACUGCCAACCUCAACCAGGUUGGUAGUUUCUUAUUUGCACCAUUUCGGCUUUAAAUAAAUUCUCUCCCUCAUCACCCUUUCUUCACAAUUCUCAUUUCAAUCCUCUCUUCUUCAACAAUCCAAUUCUCGGUGAAAAUGGGAAACAAGUUGAAUGUGGUGGCGUUGUGUUUGUGUGUGUGGACCCUGUUGUUUUGUUUGGUUUCUUGUGUACCAAAUGAAGGGUUACGUAGGAUAGGACUGAAAAAGAUCAAAUUGGGACCCAACGACCUGAAAGGGUUGAAGGGUGAUCAAUCUAUCAUUAGGAAGUAUCGUCUGGAAAACAACAUCCUUGGAGGAAUUGAGAAGGCUGAUGUUGUUGCAUUGAAGAAUUACUUGGAUGCUCAGUAUUAUGGUGAAAUUACCAUUGGUACCCCUCCUCAGAAAUUCACUGUCAUUUUUGACACUGGUAGCUCUAAUACCUGGGUGCCAUCUGUUAGAUGUUAUUUCUCGCUUGCAUGCUUGGUCCAUGCCAAAUACAGGUCUAGCCAAUCAAGUACCUACCGGCCAAAUGGGACUUCUGCUUCUAUUCAGUAUGGUACUGGAGCUGUUUCUGGCUUCUUUAGCUAUGACAAUGUAGGAGUUGGUGAUAUAGUUAUAAAGGACCAGGAAUUUAUUGAAACAACUAGAGAGCCUGGAGUUACAUUUGUGGCGGCUAAGUUUGAUGGUUUGCUUGGACUUGGAUUUCAAGAAAUAUCAGUCGGAAAGGCUGUCCCAAUCUGGUACAAUAUGGUCGAACAAGGUCUUGUUAAGGAUCCUGUAUUUUCAUUUUGGCUCAAUCGUAAACCAGAAGAGGAGGAAGGAGGUGAGAUUGUUUUCGGUGGGGUCGAUCCUGCUCACUUCAAGGGCGAACAUACUUAUGUGCCUGUGACACGAAAAGGAUAUUGGCAGUUUGACAUGGGAGAUGUACUUAUUGAUGGAAAACCUACCGGAUAUUGUGCUAAUGAUUGUUCAGCAAUUGCAGACUCAGGGACGUCUUUGUUGGCAGGUCCAACGACUGUAAUUACUAUGAUAAAUCAAGCAAUUGGAGCAUCUGGAGUUGCAAGUCAAGAAUGCAGGUCUUUUGUUGAUCAAUAUGGACAAACAAUUUUGCAAUUGCUCUUGACUGAAACACAGCCAAAGAAGAUCUGCUCCCAAAUUGGGUUGUGUACAUUUGAUGGAACUCAUGGUGUUAGUAUGGGUAUCCAGAGUGUGGUUGAACAAACUGAUAGAAUAUCAUCCGGUGGUCUUCAAGAUGCUUCCUGUUCUGUAUGCGAGAUGGCCGUUGUUUGGAUGCAGAACCAGCUGAGGCAGAAUCAGACAGAAGAGCGGAUACUAAACUACGUCCAUUCGCUUUGUGAUAAAAUGCCUAACCCAAUGGGACAAUCAUCUGUUGAUUGUGCAAAGAUCUCUUCUAUGCCUGUUGUUUCCUUCACCAUUGGUGGGAAAAAAUUUGACCUUUCCUCACAAGAGUACAUACUGAAGGUGGGUGAAGGUUCUGCAGCCCAAUGCAUUAGUGGCUUUACUGCCUUGGAUGUUCCUCCUCCACGUGGCCCACUCUGGAUCCUUGGAGAUAUCUUCAUGGGGCGCUAUCAUACAGUGUUUGAUUAUGGUAAACUCAGAGUUGGAUUUGCCCAAGCUGCAUAGAGAAUAUGGUCAUGCCUUGCAGAAUGACAGCCUUUAUUUGCUUGUAGUUUUUUUUUUAAUUAAAAAAAUUAGUAUAAAUGAACAAGAACUAUAAAGGGAAAGAGCAACCUCAGUAUUGGACAUUGGCAAAUAUUUAUUUGCUAAUAGUUUGUAUAACUUUGCAAUUAAAAUGAGCCUAAAGUUGGGGUUGUGUUGUGUAUAUAUCAAAUUAAUAUUCUCGCAGUCCCUCCCCCUGCUAUUAUCAUAUAUAUCACUAGUGUUAUGGGCCUCUACACUAUGUAUGGGCUCUCAUGGUUGCUUAUUUUAAUGACCAAAAAAAUUAUUGCUAUUUGAA